AUGAAAGGAAGGAAAGGAAGAUUUACUAACGACAGAGCCCUAGUGUUUGCAGAGGAGGAGGGAACUGUAUAUGGACAAAUAAUAUGUCCUCUGGGGCAAGGGCAGUUUAAGGUGAGUUGUUCGGAUGGGGUUUACAGAACAGCAAAGGUUCGUGGGAGAGACUACAGGCGAGUUAGAAUGAUGCCGGGUGAUAUAGUUCUUCUGCGGGUCAGAGAUGGCGACGAGAAAAGAGCCGAUAUCGACAGGAAGUAUAUGCCAAAGGAAAUAAAGAUAUUGAAAGAAGACGGAGAAAUAAAUGACGAUACAUUUGCUGCUAACGAUGGAGGCAGCGGACUUGUUGAGUUCGAAGAGCUUCUUUAG
Messenger RNA from Encephalitozoon hellem ATCC 50504, 360 nucleotides. Its product is annotated as translation initiation factor IF1A. Lineage: Eukaryota; Fungi; Microsporidia; Unikaryonidae. The transcript has a single exon. The record is from RefSeq and is a predicted model, not a curated record. Gene Ontology annotation, biological process: translational initiation. Gene Ontology annotation, cellular component: cytoplasm. Gene Ontology annotation, molecular function: RNA binding; translation initiation factor activity. The coding region runs from base 1 to 360 and encodes 119 amino acids.